Molecule: messenger RNA, 585 nt
Organism: Colletotrichum spaethianum
Lineage: Eukaryota; Fungi; Ascomycota; Sordariomycetes; Glomerellales; Glomerellaceae
Product: putative GTP cyclohydrolase-2
Exons: 6
Coding region: 1-585 (194 amino acids)
Source: RefSeq, a predicted model, not a curated record
AUGUCUGAUGAGUCGGUGCGCCUAGCGCUGCGCAUCCACGACGAGUGUAACGGUAGCGAUGUAUUUGGUUCUGACAUCUGUACUUGCCGUCCUUAUCUCAUCUUUGGCAUUGAAGAGGCGGUCAAGGAAGCCCAGAACGGGGGCAGUGGUGUAGUCAUCUACUUCCGAAAGGAGGGCAGAGCCCUCGGCGAAGUCACUAAGAGGGGUGAGGACCGAGCCUCCGAUUAUUUCAAGAGAACAGAAAACAUUGCCGGAGUGAAGGACAUGCGUUUCCAGGCGCUAAUGCCUGAUAUCCUGCACUGGCUCGGAAUUCGCAAGAUUGACAGGAUGCUCAGCAUGAGCAAAAUCCCCAUACACGAGCGUGUUGAGCUGCCCGAAGAGCUGAUCCCGGCCGACUCCCGGGUAGAAAUCGAUGCGAAAAUCACCGCAGGUUAUUUCACUGCCGGAAAGCGCAUGACGGAAGAAGAGCUGAGAGCUGUGCAGGGCAGAAUGUGGGAAGACUUAGUCGCCAAUGCAAUCAAGACAACGCAGGACGAAUUGUCGGGUGAGCCCUGGAGUGACGAUGCUUCUUACAUCCGAUGGUGA